AUGGAGCUGCCGGACGAACUGGUGCUUGCGGUGCUGAGCCACAUCGACCCCCUUCGUGACACCGCGGCCGUGACAGCCACGUGCCGCCGUUGGCGCCGCUUCAUGUUCGACCCGCACCUCUGGCGCCAGUUCCACCUUCGCGUCUUUCCCACCCGCUGGCAACCACCACUCGACGAAGACCACGCGACCGACGCCACGCUCGGCCCCGUCGUCUCGCCCGCCGGCGGGGUGCAGUCGUGGCGCCUCUCGUUCGUGGCCAAGGCGAGCCGACUGAAGCAGGCCCUCAACGACGACAAGGCCCGGAGCGACUACGAGGGCCUCGAGUGGGACCUGGUGGCGGCGGCCAACGCGGGCUGCCUGCCGCUGGUGCGGCGCUACGCGGCCGACCUGAGCGACCUGCUGGUGCGUCGCGGGCUGGGCGCGGAGAGCCUGGCCACCCUCACAUGCCACAACCACCACCCCGUGCACUGGAAGCGCGUCGAGGGCAACCUGCUCCACGUGGCCCUCUGUGGCGCUUGCGCCGCCCACUCCGCCCCAACGGCCAAGGCGCUUCUGGAGCUUGGUGCCCAGGUCAAGUCCCCCGUCUCAACUGGGGGACCACGUCAAAAGUCCCCCUUGGUGGACGCGGCGGCGAGCCACAACGUCGAGUUCGCUGCCAUGCUCCUGGACCAUGGCGCCGACCCCAACGGCGACGACCCCUUGCUGGCGGCAGCGAGGGAGGGCGACAUGGCGAUGAUCGAGAUGUUGCUUCGGCGCAGAGCCCGCCCCGACGGCAGCGCGAUCAUCGCCGCGGCCCAGGGCGGCCACACCGACGCCGUCAAGCUUCUCUUCGACCGCGGCUGCAAUCUCAAGCACCUGUACAAACCGUUGGAAGCCGCAGUCCGGAACGGCCACGUGGACACGGCGCGCCUGCUGAUCGACCACGGAGCAGUGCCCGAUAUAUUUCAUGUCGCCUUCGCCCUGAGUGACGCCGAGCGGCCUUCGAUGGAACUGCUGCGCCUGCUGGCGUCGGGCAUAAACCCCAGCUGUUCGUACGAUCUGCUGAGUGGGUCACCCGUCGUCGCUGCGGGAAACGAGGAGGUGUGCCGCUUCCUGGUCGAGCACGGCGUCAACAUCAACGUCCUGAACGAAGCGCCAUUUAGGAUGGUCGAAACGCCGCUGCACUGUGCUGUCCGCAACAAAAAUGUGGCACACGUGCGGUGUCUGCUGGCGUGCGGCGCGGCGACGGACAUCAAGGACGAAGAGACCAAGGUGACCGCACUGAGCUUGGCCCGCCAGUUCGGACUCACUGAGAUCGCGCAGCUCAUUGUCAAGCACCGCGCGGCCGCCAAGCAGAAGAAGAAGAGCGAAAACGACAGCAAAAAGAACGAAGCUAAAAAGCGAAAGAGCCCCGAGUCCAAGAGCGAAGACAACGAAGAAAGUGAAGACGAAGAGGAAGACGCGCAGCCGGCCAACAGGAAGAAAGCGAAGAAGACGACCGUGACAACGAAAGCGAAGAAGGAGAAGGUGAAGAAGGAGGUGUCGAGCGAGAAGCAGGAGGAGCUGGCGCUGGAGGCCGAUGUGCGGCGGCUGGCCAAGCUGGACAAGACGGACAUGUUCUCACUGCGGCAGCUGCUGCGGAAGAGUGCAUGCAUGAAGCCCAGUGAAAUGCCCAAGCGCAAGAUGGAGAUGUUGCGGGCGGCGAUGGAGUGGCUCACCAACGGCAACGCCCAUCCCUCCCUCACAGAUCAGUGA
Molecule: messenger RNA, 1734 nt
Organism: Acanthamoeba castellanii str. Neff
Lineage: Eukaryota; Discosea; Longamoebia; Acanthamoebidae
Product: ankyrin repeat-containing protein
Exons: 5
Coding region: 1-1734 (577 amino acids)
Molecular function (GO): protein binding
Source: RefSeq, a predicted model, not a curated record